CGACCUUCUGCAGAAGCCGCGCAGCGAGCUCACNNCGAGUACGAGAUUGCUCGCGUUGAAGAGCAUGAAUUUACUGCUGGCCCUCUUUCCAUCCUCCAGACCGCUGUCCGCAACCACAACCAGGUCGUCAUCUCGUGUCGCAACAACCGCAAACUCCUCGCUCGCGUAAAAGCAUUUGACAGACAUUGCAACAUGGUCCUCGAGAACGUCAAGGAGAUGUGGACCGAGUUCCCAAGGAACAGCCAGGGAAAGAAGGGCAGAGGUGUUAACAAGGACCGCUUCAUCAGCAAGAUGUGCGUUGUUAUACUUAGUCCGAACAUAUCGAUUGAAGCUGACGUUCAAUACUGCCAGNNGUUCCUGAGAGGAGACUCGGUCAUCAUGGUUAUUCUCACUUGA
Molecule: messenger RNA, 396 nt
Organism: Aureobasidium vineae
Lineage: Eukaryota; Fungi; Ascomycota; Dothideomycetes; Dothideales; Saccotheciaceae
Source: the annotation of a GenBank genome assembly